UGCGCAGUGCAGCCGAGGUUCUGAUGCGGUUCGGCUGAUGAGUUCAGAAGCAGCUUCACACGGGCCUGUAGGACAAGCGAAGCUCAGCGUCGUUUCUGUCUGUGAGGAAUAGCGAUGGAGGGAUGAUCGGCACCGGCCCGGUGUUUGAUGAUGAACCGGAGCGACGGAGCGGCGGCGGCCGAGCGGGAUUUUGUUGUGGAUGGAGAGGAAAAUGUGUGCAGAGCUGCGGGUUACAUGACAGACUGUCUGAAUGAAGACACUGAUAAAGUUCCUCUUCAAACGCACCCACUGAGGGAAUUUGAGCAGCACCUCAGUGAUCUGAAGAAGGAGAACUUCAGCCUCAAGCUGCGCAUCUACUUCCUGGAGGAGCGGAUCCAGCAGAAGUUUGAGGACAGCAGCGAUGAGAUCUACAGGACGAACAUCGAGCUGAAGGUGGAGGUGGAGAGUCUGAAACAGGAGCUGCAGGAAAAACAGCAACUACUGGAUAAAGCUCUGAGAGCAGCAGAGAGUCUGAGCAAUCACAAUGAAGAGGAGCUGCAGCAACGGUGUGAGGAGAGACAACAGGAGAUCGAUCACAUGCAGCAGGUGCUGGAGACCAAGAUACAGAUACUGCAGGAGGAGGCUCAGUUAGCGCGGGACGAGGCCGAGCGCAUGGCCAGCAUCACUGAAUCUCACUCCCAGCAUCCAUCUGUCACCAUGGAAAUGGUUGCCAAGGACACUCCAGGAGACACAAGCACAAAGCCUGAUGAAGAUGCAGACAGUGAGAGGAUCGAGCAGCUGAGAGCAGCGCUGUGCCUUAAGGAGCAGAUGAUCAGAGAGCUAACGGAGGAGAAGACGGAGCUGAGACAGAGAGUGAGACACAUGGAGGAGCAGCUGGAGCAGCUGUCUGUGUCUCUGCUGCAGAGAGAGAGAGAUGCACAGUUCUAUCAGGAGGAGUUGGGUCGUGAGAGGCUCCGUGUGCAGCAGGAGAUGCAGAGUCUGAUGGAAGAGCAGCAGCUGCAUCAGUAUGAGCACACCGCUGGACAGUGUGUGGAUGAACUACAGCAAGCGCAGAAGCAGAUCAACGAGAGCGAGACCAACAACAAGGAGCUUCUGGAGAAAGUGUGUGAGAUGGAGUCAGAGCUUCGGUCCAUCAGACAAGCUGCUCAGAACCAAGAGAGAACCAUCCAGAACCUCACAGACAGCCUGAGAACUAAAGACACAGAGACUCAGGAGCUGUGCUGUGUGAUUGAGGGCCAGAACAAAACACUGCGUAAAAUCACAGAGACCCACCAGCAGCAGCUGCAACACACACAGUCUUCACACGGCGCCGUGGACUCGGGUUCGGUUCUGGGCUCCCAGAGUUCUCUGUUCUCGUGUCAGCUGGAGUUGGAGGCGAGUCAGUGCGCUCACAGACUGACUCAAAGACGUCUGGAGGAUCUGAAGCGAGAGCGAGAACGACUGCAGAAUGACCUCCAGGAGGCGCUGCAGCACAGAGACGUCAGUCACAAACACAACCAGGAGCUGCGUGAGAUGGUUGAGCAGCUGCGGUCUGAGCUGCAGGUCAAAGUGUGUGAGCUGAGAGAUUGUGAAGCCUUGACUCGCUCAGAAAUCACUGACCGGGACAAAAGUAUUGCACAGCUCCAGCAGAGUUUAUGCCGCAAAGACGCACUGCUGCAGGAGUAUGCAGAGCUUGACUCGUGUGACUCCAGCAGUCGCGAGGAGAGAGACGCGCUGCUGCAGACGCUAAGGAGCCGCAUCCGAGACAGAGACGCCGCGCUGGAGCGAUCAAUCGAUGAGAAGUUCCUCUGUCUGGAGGAGAAGGACGGUGAGGUGCAUCGACUGCAGCUGGUGCUCCGUGAGAAAGAGCGAGACCUGGAGAGACUGCGCUGUGUCCUCAAUAACAACAACGACACCAUCACGGGUUUGGAUGCUCUGGUGCGAAGUAAGGAUCUGGAUUUGGAGAGAACGCAGGAAACGUUCCAGAAACUGGAGUGGCUGAAACAGCAGAGCGAUGAGAAACACACAUUCGCUGUACAGGAGAGAGACGGCAUCAUUCAGCAGCUGCAGAAGGCGCUGCGCUCACACAGCAGAGAGAGCGAGGAGCUCAGGUCAGUGCUGCUGGAAGAAGUGUCCACUGCUGACCUGCUCCAUGAUCUCCAGUCCCAUCUGACCAUGAAAGAGCAUCUGUUUCAGGAAGUGAUGUCAGACCGUAGCCGGCAGGCACAGGAACACCACAGACAGCUGACGGAGCUGCUCCACACCAUCAGCUCCAGAGAUCAGGACAUGAAGGAUUACAGCCAGCAGUCGGGCCGGGUGAUUUCCGAGCAAUCGGGUCAGUUGGAAGAGUUGCGGAGGCAACUAACAUUGCGAGAACAGGAGCUGAAUGACAUGAACAGGCAGCGAGAGAAGGACGUUUCUGCGUCCAGAGAGCUGCAGAGACUUCAGGACGUACUCAAGGAGAAAGACACUUUCCUACAGGAGUUUCUGCGGGGUCCGAGUGAGUUGAACUCCACACCAGAACCGGCACAGGCCGUGUGUAUGAGCAGCUCAGGUGAUCUGGAUGUACAAGCCAUCAGAGAUGAACUACAGCUGACCCUUAAGAAAUACAAAGAGACUGAGCGGGAGCUCUCAGAGAUGCGCUCGGUUCUGUCUGCAGGGCAUUACAACACAUCAAGCUCUGAUCAGCAGUGUGUCCUGCAGCAGCUGGUGUCGGAGCAGCAGGCGCUGAAUGAAGCUCUGAGAGCAGAGAAGAGUGUUUAUGAGAAGCUCAGAUGUGUCCAAGGUCAGGACGACAGCAGUGCUGAGAAGCCUGGAGCGCUGCACACUGAACUGCACUCGCUUCAGGUGCUGCGCCAACAGCUGGAGGAAACCCUGACGAGGGCCCGCGAGACGGCGCUGGUGCUGCACCGGGCCGUGCUGGUCCAGACCGACUAUGGAGAAUCCAGCAGUGAUGAAGAUGAAGACGAUUGUGACAGCAGCAGCAGUGAGGAGUUCCCAGACAGCAUCGAGGAAGAUGAGAUCAAACUGACGGCUCAGAGUCUGACGAGCACGCAGAGAGCUGAGGAGUUUGGCAGGAAGCUGAUGUCUCACAAUACAUCAGAGCAGAGAAACCAAGAUAAUAGUGAGACGGGCUGCUCCUCACUCGCUCGCUCCAGGAACGAUCUGAAUGAAGACGAGUCUGGAUUAGCAGCGGAUGAGGAGGAAUCUGUCAGGUGUCGAGGGUCGGAGAAGCGUGAAACAGAACGGCCAAACUCCCGUGAGUCUCAGGAAGUUUACUGUACGUUCCGAGAGCAGGAAGAGGAGGAAGAAUAUUAUGAUGAAGAUGGAGAGGAAGGGGAAGAUGUAAGGGGCCCUCAGGGCAAGCGUGGGCCCCCAAAUGUGAAGCUGCGGGAGGGGAGGUGGAAGAGGAGAUGCACCAGACCUCAUUCUCUGGACCUCGGAGCUCUGCUGUCUCACGAACCUGCAGGCCGGCACACAGUUCAGGAUGUAGGAAUGAAACGAGAGGUCGAGGGUGACAGCAGUGGUUCGAGCACAGGAGGGGGCGGAGCCAUUGGCUUCUGGCAGUAUGUGGAGGCGGGGCUUCGGGAGCAGGCGGAGCGUCUCCGUGGCGACCUCGCAGUGAGUCGUCAGGAGAGUCGCGAGCUGCAGGAGAGACUGAUGGUGUCCGAGGCAACGGUGCAGGCACAGGCCGAACAACUGAAAGACUACAGAGAGCUGCUGACUGAGAGCGCCGUGCAACAGGACAGUAAGCAGGUGCAGGUGGAUCUUCAGGAUCUGGGAUACGAGACGAGCGGCCGCAGCGAGAACGAAGCAGAGAGAGACGAUGCCAGCAGCCCCGAGUUUGAUGAGCUGGAGACGGGCGUCUCUCUCUCAGUUUCGGUAAGCAGACGCAGUGGCUGGAAUGCAGACAGCGACGGUACGCAGAACGAUGACCCGUCCUCACUGAAGCGUCUGGUGCAGGAUCUGCGCUCACAGCUCUCUUGCUGCCAAAAAGUGAUCCGCAGCCUGCAGCUGCGCAUCCGCUCUCUCUCAAACACCUCCGAUUACGCCUCCAGCCUGGAGCGCACGCCACGCAAGGUGAACUGGGCGUUUCAGGUGAGCUCGGCUCACAGCGGUCCAGAUGAGGAUGAGGGCUGGCAGUCAGACGGGCCGCUGAGACCCAGCUGUGAGCUGCAAGAGCUGGUGAACCGUGUGACACUGCUGGAGAAGCAGAUCAGGAGCUCCACACGUGAGGGAAAGAGUGGCCCGGAGGACGGGAAAUGUGCCACCUGGCCCGGGAAGUACAACACACUGAUCCAGGCCCAGGCACGAGAGCUGUCACACUUACGUCAGAAGAUGCGAGAAGGCCGGGGCAUCUGCCACAUCCUCACACAGCACUUGAGUGACACGACCAAAGCUUUCGAGGAGCUGCUCCGUGCCAAUGACAUUGAUUACUACAUGGGCCAAAGCUUCCGGGAGCAGCUUUCCCAGAGUUCCUCACUCGCUCAGAGAGUCAGCACCAAGAUCAGUGGACGUGAGUGUGAUCGUUCAGAACAGCAAGAUGAUAAAAUGGGUCACGAGUUACUAGCACUGAGGUUGAGUAAGGAGCUCCAACACAAAGAUCAAAUCAUUGAAUCUCUCCACACUCAGUUACAGCAGCGUUCGGACACGCCCUGCAGCAGCCACGCCCCCUCAGAGACAACAGACCAGUCAGACUGCGCCUCGUUUGUGUCCAACGAGAGAGGAUCUACCAAUGAGGAUGUGGACCUGUGCUCAGAUCUGGAUGCCACCAUUGAGUUUCCACAGGAGGAGCCUCUACCCAAAGACAGAGCUUUCAGUGCUCCUCGCUCACUCUCCAGCUAUCAGCUGACCAUGCAAUCAAUCGAUUACACACCUGUAUCCCAACAUGUACUGGGAAAGAGUGGAGGCCCAUCUCUGCAAACAGAUGCAAUGUGGGACAUGGAGAAUAUGAUUCAACCAAUAAGAGGUUUUGAUGGAUCAUCUUAUUAUCAGUCUGGCAACAGUCAAACAGGUGUUGAUGUGAUCGAGGAGCAUCUGAGAGAGAUCCGAUCUCUGCGUCAGAGACUGGAAGAUUCAAUCAGAACCAACGAGAGACUGAGGCAGCAGUUAGAGGGACGUCUGGCCACAUGGGAGAGAGACACCGUGGCUCCAAACAACAUCUUUAUCCAGAGUCAUGAUGCAGUCAGUCAACUGACCAAUGAAGUCAGAGCAUUAAAGGAGGAAAAUCUGGCACUAGAGUCAAAGUUACAAGCCAGCAGAGACUGCAGUGAAGAGACAGAGCAGCUCCGGGAGGCGGUGCUUUCUGGGCGUGUCCGUCUGCAGCAGGCGGAGUUAGAGGCAGCACAAUGGAAGGAGGAGUUGAGGAGGCUGCAGACACACAACUGUGAACAAAGUCAACAAAUCCAACAACUUCGACAGGACAGACAAAACAGUCAGGAGCACAACAACAGACUGCAGCAUGAGGUGACUUUACUCCAGCAGCAGUUAGCAGAGAGCAGACAGCUGCUUCACUCCCUACAGAGUGAACUACAACUGUACGACCGUGUGUGUGGUGUGAGAAAGAGCACCUCUGCAGGGUGGGUGUGUGGUAUGCGCUGCCCGGCAGUGGAGCUUGGGGAGCUGCUGGUGGAAGUUCGGGCUCUAAGGGCCCAAUUGGAGCGCAGUGUACAGGAGAACAGUGCUCUACGAGCUCAGCUACAGAAACAGCUGGAUCACUGCAUCGAUCAGCGCCCGUCGCCCAUCAUCCUGGGAAGUCCGCUGCGAGACGUGCUUUACCGCCGACAGCUUAUGCACGACCCUUCUCCUUCUCCUCCUGUCAGAGACGUGGGUCCCCUGUACUCCCCGUACUCAGAGAUGGAGGACAGCGCUGUGAACACUAAUGACUCAAUGGAGCCUCAUACGGAUCUGGAGGGAGAAGCUCCGGACGGCUCGUUUGCCAACUGUAACGGGCGGCAUGCCAUCGGUCAUGUGGAUGACUACAGUGCCCUGCAGCAGCAGGUAAUGGAGGGCCGGGCACUCGUGCAGCGGAUGGAGGCGGUGCUGCAGUCGAGUCUCAGCUCUGCCCUGCUGGAGAUUAGCGGAGGAAAGGCUCUGGAUUAUAACACAGUGAAGACACUUCUCUCCAACACCAAGACCUUGUGUCAGAUUCUGGAUGAGGCAGUGUCUCUGCUCAAGAUGUUCUGGCGGGCGGCGCUUCCGAGCAGCGACGGUCCCGCUCAUCUCAUUCAGAGGGAGCAGUUAAUGCGUGAGGAGAUCCAGUCGCUCCAUUUGCGGAUGGCUGAACAGGAGGAGGUUCUGCAGGGAACCAUCCAGCGUCUACGCUGCUCCAACCGAAGCAAAGAAAGCAUGGAGACCUUCAUUGUCAACCAGCUUUCCCGGACGCGAGAUGUGCUGAAGAAAGCGCGAGUGAAUCUAGAGAAGAAUGAACUCAGGAUUUCCUCUCUAAGCUCCUCCUCUUCCUCUCUUUGCCAUGGAAAAGUCUUCACAGGCGUGUCCACAGGUUCUUCCGCUUGGGGUUGCGUGAUCCCUGCAUCUUCUGCGAUUGCCGUGGAAACAGCCAAUCUGCAGCAACCUGCCAAGAAGCGUUUCAGGGAGUGACUUCAGCUUUCUGCCUCCUGUUAAACCAGUCAACCACUCACUCUAUUGAGCCUUACCCUCCUCUGUCACCGCUUAUUUGUGAUUUGACCUCUUUCCUUCAACAGUGGGCCAUUAAUCGCCACAUGCCUAAUGAUUGACAGUUUGUGAGAAGACAGUAUUUAUGUUUUGCCAUGAGACAGAGAGGAAACAUAUUCUUCACUUUCUGAGAUAUGAACAGACUGCCACAGAAUUCCCUUGAGUAUUUCAGGGAUUUUUGGCAAAAAUGCAUUACACCUGUGUAGCUGAUCAGCAUGCGAGCCAUUUUGAGCACUGACCACUGCAUCGUAAGACAAAAUGGCAAUUAAAGCAUGUGGAAUAAGUUCACGUGCUUGACAAUGUGCCAUAUAUUUUGACACUGUUAGUAUUAAUAUGAUUGUUGAUAUUGUCAUUAUUAUCCAUUGCUACUUAUUGAAACUGAAUGUUGUGUUUAGUAUUUGCAUGAUGGGGGUUGAUAAAGAGAAAGUACACCUUUUUUUGUGAAGCGAGGUUCACCAAACAAGCCAAAGUUUGCAAGGUUAAUUUCCAUCUUUUCAGUUGUUGAUGAUGACUUCUGUAUGUAAACUGAUUUCAAGUAAUCCAUGUUUAAUAGCACUAUUUUAUUCACCUUGUAGGAACUGUGUCAGAGUGCUUUAAGCAUCUUGGCAGUUGCUCAUGAAUUUGCAAAAAUUUAUAUAGAAUGCGAGUAAGUUGACAUUGAUUUGUGCACAGUUACUCCUGUGCAAAUACAAUCAAUUAAAGUGUUUAAGAUUUCUGAACUACAGAUUGCAAACGUUGGCAGGGCAUUGGUGAGACCAGAGCUGCUAAUGUUUCAAUCACGUAGCCAAUCACAAUCAGAGAUAUGUCUUUAUCACUCAAGAUUUGUGUUGCUGUAUUUUUUCUUUCCGAGCUGUACAUGUAUGCCUUCCUGCUGUUUGAAUUUGGCACUCUGGGUCAACCUAGCCAAUGUUUGCUAUAGGAUAAGCAAAUGUAUAAAACAUGGGUAGCUGUGCAAUAGCCAUUUGAUCUUGAUGUAAGACACCAUAUAGAUUAAUUUACUUUGUACAUUACACCAAUUUAUAAACCUUAGAAGUUGCCUUGCCUCAAAUCUUUUGCAUAUGAUGAAAACAUAUGCUUUUAAGUGAAUGUUGCUUUGCCUUUAAACAGCGAUGUAAGUGAUUUCAGAGAGAAAUGCAAUAUUGAUCUUUAAAUGGCCUUGUGGGUGCUCCACAGUAUUAGGGUGUAUAUCACUAUAUAUAUCACUACAUUCAGAACCACAAAUGAAAUGUAAGUGAAGGACUAAUGUGAUACAGGAAAGUUUUGGAUGAAAAACCAAAGCCAGAGGGGGGAACCAACCUGAAUUCAGGUAGAGAGAGAAAUUAGCAGUAGACGUUGGUUCUGAAAUCUUUAUAAUAUGUAUAUAGUGCUUAAAGGCUCAUUUGUUGCUAUAUAUGUUACUGAUGUUAUGGUGUAAUGUAACAAAAGAUUGCCGACACAAGCCAAUCAAACUCUGUGUCUGAUGCUUAUGAAAAUGCGCCAUGCUUUAUUACAGCUUCAUUUGCAGUUUUAACAGGAAUAAACAAUAGAAAUGCAUCGUUUUCA
Molecule: messenger RNA, 8196 nt
Organism: Carassius auratus (goldfish)
Lineage: Eukaryota; Metazoa; Chordata; Actinopteri; Cypriniformes; Cyprinidae
Product: myomegalin-like
Exons: 47
Coding region: 148-6579 (2143 amino acids)
Biological process (GO): regulation of Golgi organization; positive regulation of microtubule nucleation; centrosome cycle
Cellular component (GO): centrosome; Golgi apparatus
Molecular function (GO): molecular adaptor activity
Source: RefSeq, a predicted model, not a curated record